GGUGUGGAGCGCGCGGGCGCCUUUGGAACGCGGUGUAUCGAGUGCCCGGGGGGGGAAUUCCAAUUGGAACGCGGCGCUGUCAGUGACGGAUACAUUGUAUCCGGACAGGAGGGAAUCCCCGCAGCUCAGCGCAGCCCGGACACACAGCGACAGGGAACCUGCACAGCCAAGCCCGAUAUACCCACCAGCCCCCCCCCCCCCCCCCUCCUCUCCCCCCACACACAACCCGCGGGGCAACCGGGCAGCCGCUUCAGAUACCCCUCACCCACCAUCACCAGCAGCAAGAACGCGCCCCCACCCCCCUCCCUUCAACCCCAGCCGAAACCGCCGCACCUCUAAUGGAGUUAGAGAACAUCGUAGCCAACACGGUGCUGCUCAAAGCGAGGGAAGGUGGGGGAGGGAAACGAAAAGGAAGAAGCAAGAAGUGGAAAGAAAUCCUCCGGUUCCCCCAAAUCAGUCAAUGUGAAGAUCUCCGGAAGGUUGUGGAACGAGACUAUGACAGCCUGUGUAACAAGCAGCCGAUCGGGAGAGAGCUCUUCCGACAGUUCUGUGAGACCAAGCCGGAGCUGAGAAGAUGCAUCAGGUUCCUCGACACUGUGGUAGAUUAUGAAGUGACUCCAGAUGAGAGGAGGAAGGAGAAAGCCGAUGAGGUCAUUCACAGGUUUCUCACCGAGGGGUCUCCAGAAUACAUGACAGAAAUUAGCAAGUCCCACAUCAUUCAGUGCAUCGAAAGCCUUGAAAAGGGCCCGUGCAAAGAGAUCUUCAGUGAAUGCUUGAAGAGUCCUCAUCAAUACCUCAGUGGAGAGCCAUUUGUGGAUUACCAAGAAAGUAUGUACUUUGAUCGAUUUCUGCAGUGGAAAUGGUUGGAGAGACAAGCCAUCACCAAAGACACUUUCAGACAAUACAGGGUUCUGGGCAAAGGAGGCUUUGGAGAGGUCUGUGCGUGUCAAGUGAGAGCAACGGGGAAAAUGUACGCGUGUAAGAAGCUGGAGAAGAAGAGAAUCAAGAAAAGGAAAGGAGAGACGAUGGCAUUAAAUGAAAAACAAAUAUUAGAAAAAGUAAAUAGCAGAUUUGUAGUCAGCCUAGCUUAUGCCUACGAAACUAAAGAUGCACUGUGUUUGGUUCUCACCAUUAUGAACGGAGGGGACUUGAAGUUCCACAUCUACAGCAUGGGCGACCCAGGCUUUGAGGAGGAACGUGUUAUAUUUUACACGGCUGAAAUCUGCUGUGGCCUGGCUCACCUCCACCGGGAAGGUAUUGCAUAUCGGGAUUUGAAGCCGGAGAACAUCCUCCUCGAUGACAAUGGUCACAUUCGCUUGUCGGAUUUGGGGCUGGCGGUGGCGAUACCAGAGGGAGAGAAGAUUCGGGGGCGUGUCGGUACCGUCGGGUACAUGGCUCCCGAGGUGAUAAACAACGAGCAGUACACAGUGAGUCCCGACUGGUGGGGACUGGGAUGCCUGAUCUACGAGAUGACCGCUGGACAUUCACCGUUCCGAGCUCGGAAGGAGAGGGUGAAGCGGGAAGAGGUGGAGAAGCGAGUGCAGCAUCAGGAAGAGGAAUACAGUGACAAAUUCACGGAGGAUGUGAAACGUAUCUGUCGGGUGCUGCUAACCAAAGAUCCAAAGCAGCGACUCGGUUGCAAGGCAGAGGGAGCCAGCGAGGUGAAGGGACAUCCCUUCUUCAAAGGCAUCAACUUCAAGCGGUUGGAGGCUGGCAUGCUGCAGCCGUCGUUCCUACCAGAUCCUCGAGCAGUUUACUGCAAGGACGUGCUGGACAUUGAACAGUUUUCAACGGUGAAGGGCGUGUAUCUGGACCAAACUGACAACGACUUCUACGUGAAAUUCGCCACAGGCUGCGUUCCGAUCCCUUGGCAAAACGAGAUGAUCGAGACUGAAUGUUUCAAGGAGUUGAACGUGUUUGGACCAAAUGGGAGCAGAUCGCCAGACCUGGAUUGGAACCUUCUUCCCGAGCCACCCAAAAGGAGUCUGCUUGAUCGGAUAUUCCGACGUCACGCCCACGACUACACCUUCAGCGCGACCAACCCAAACUCCAGUCUCGUUCCUCACGUCAACUCGAACAAGCCCACGUCUAACAUGGCCCGGACACCCACAGUUGCCUGAUGCUGUCCCACAGCCUGGCCCACUCUGGACAAUUUACCUUCUCUCAGGUUCAACUCGGAUGUAAAGAAAAAUAAUGGCAUUUUAAAGUUGGUGGUGCGAUGAGAAUUGAAACAUUGCUGCUGUGUUGACGUAGAAAAUGUAGUCAGAGGGCAGAACAGAGAAGACGCCUUCCUCACAUGCCUGGCCGGGUGGAUGAGAGCCAGGUGGUCCUUGGUGAUGAGGGGUACAGACGAGGUUGGCUUGCAUCUGCGUGCAUGGCCCCUUAUUCCUCAUGGAUCGUCUGUCCAUCUCCGGGUUGGAAUGUCGGCCUGCAAAUUCAAUUGUGAAAUUUCCAGAAGUUCAGUGGUCCCAAGAUGGGAUUUGAACCGGGGAAGGUGGGAAGAAAAUUGGUGUUGCAUCCUUGAAUCCGGUGGCAUCCAGUGGUGGGAGGUCAGAAUUGCAGCCUUCCUAUUGAGUUGGGACUUCCAUUGUAUAUUGGGUGGUGUGGUAUAAUGUUAUCAGUGCCAAUAUUGGUUACCAAUAUAUUGCCAAUAUAUAUACAAGCCAAUAUUGUUUCCUUCUCAAUAGGUCCCAACGGCUAAGGAGUUGUAUAGUUCUGCUUGGAAUGAUGUUGGGCCUUAAUGUUGAGUGCCCAAGACAUGGCACUUGUCUGAGGAAUUGACUCGGAGCUGGUGGUCCAAUAGUUCGUUGGUCAGUAGUUGAGCACCUGUAGGAGGCUUAUUCAUCAAUCAUGUAAUAUUGUCCCACAGGUGAGACAAGACCAAGGUCAAAGAGUAAGACCAGGUGUAGAUGAGUGGGGGACUUGGCAUGCUAGCCGUGGUCCACUCUAGGACCAUUGAGACCCAUUGUGCUGCUGUUCAACAAGCGUAAGCUUCUAGGCUACCAGGGAACGCAUCUUGCAACGUUCCACCCUUGACCAGGCAGUGGCAUCGUUCCAUGCGCAACUUGGCUGCCACCACUGGCUUUGCCAGUUGCAGCUCCAUGAUGUUUUGUGGGGACGUGCGGGGUGGUUCUGACUGGAAAUGCUGGAGUUACACAGCGGGACGGGCGGCAUCUCUGGAGAGAUGGAAUGGAAACAUUCUUAUGUCUGAGGGAAAGGUCUUGACCUGAAACAUCACUCAUUCCUUCUCUCCAGAGACGCCGCCGGUCCUACUGAGUUACUCCAGCAUUUUUUUGUCUAUUUUCGGUGUAAACCAGCAUCUACAGUUCCUUCCUACACGCCACUUCAUUGGGACUGACCGCCAAUGGUGUUGAGGGCCUGCCAAUGCCCCGUUGACCUGGAUGGAGGUCUCAAGGUUCAGGAAAGGGGUGGGAGGUGCUGAGCAAGAACUGGAACCAGGAAAUUGGGAUGGGAUCGUCCCCACAAAGUCCCUUCUUGGCGUUUGACGGAAUAUUGGUCUUUUCCCGUUUCCCAGUGGCCACUCUGGAAAACCGGAAGUCUAGAGCGGCUCACGGUGGAGUUGGUGCUCCCUCUGCUGGCCACCGCAGGAACGCCAACCCCUCUGCUCUGACUCCUCCUCUCCCUUGGACAAUGGCUCGGGAUACAAAGGCCGCUCAUCUUGUGUUUGGGAUUCAGUCAACAAUCUUGUUCUGCCAAAGUAAAUAUGUGUAAAAUUGCACCAAUUUACAUGUUUAUACAUUUGUGUCGUGCGUGCAUCAGGAUGUAUAUGUUCGUCUGUUGAAGAGCUUAAGCUAUGUGUUAGCAGUUUUUAAAUGUCAGGGACUCUUUCAGGAUUUGAAGCAGGGCAAGAAUCUAAACAUCCUCAGCAUUGCAACAAGUGUAAACUAUUGUUCAUACCACUAGCUCGAUGUUGAAAUAGCCCAUUAUUAUACUAUUUCAAUGUAACAAUGCUGGGGCAAUUUCCGAUGGCUUUGGAGCUGACUGGUGUAAUAUGUGAAGUGGCAGGUUUAGUGUACAGGACUGAACAAUAUCAUUCAGAGGUGGUUGGGAACUGAGGGGAGAUACAUGGCAGAUAUGUGGUCUACAGUGGUCCCAAAUGAAAAUGGGUUCAUUUCAAAAGUUCAUUGAGACAUUACAUAUUUUCCACAUCACAUCCCUCGAUGGUCAUUGUACACAAUGAUGGGAAGCUGCCGCUAAAUUGUAUCAUCGCGCACCGAUCAGAUCAGCACUGGCGGAGGUGGAGUUGGCUUCAACCAAAAACCAACAGCAAAAGAUCCUCACUGCUGGCUGUACACAGGACCUUUAUACAAACUGGUCAAAACAAGGACCUGCAGAUGUUGGCUUAAAAAUAAGUCACAAAGUGGUGGAUUAGACUCAAGAAGGGUCCCGACCCGAAACGUCACCUAUUCAUGUUCUUCAGAGUUGCUGCCUGACCCACUCAGUUACUCCAGCAGUUUGUGUCCUUGUAACUACGAACUAUAUUUCUCCCCCAAUGAAUUCCCACAAAUGAAACGAUUUCUCCCAAAACAGAGGUGUGUGCUAAAUACCAUUUCUCCCAGUGCAGUGGUAGAGUUGCUGGCAGAGGCCAGGGUUCGAUCCUGACUCCGGGUGCUGUCUGUAUGGAGUUUGCACGUGCUCCCCGUGACCCGCGGAGGUUUUCUCCUGCUGUUCCGGUUUCCUCCCACACUCCAAAGACGCGCAUGCCUGUAGGUCAAUUGGCUUCUGUAAAUUGUAAACUUAUCCCUAGUGUUUGUAGGAUAGUACUCGCUGGUUAGCAUGGACUCGGUGGGCCGAAGGGCCAGAUUCCACACUCCACCUCUAAAGUCUAAAAACUGGAGCAUUGAUUAGUAUCCAAUUAUUGGUCUAAAAGCUUUGACUGGACUGGGCAGAACUAUUAAUUGAAAGAGACCUUACUGGAGCAACUGGGCAUGUCAGGCAGCAUCGAUGGAAAACAUGGAUAGGCAAUGUUUUGGGUCAGGACUCCAACUUUAGAACCAUUAACUAAACCAGGUAUACAAGGUGGGUGAUGAUAAAUAUAAAGACUUGUUGGAUGUGGGAGUGAUCUAUGUGGAGGGCUUGUCACACCAUUUAUGACCAGUCUAAUGACGGAUUUCAACAUUCUUGGUCUAACAUUGCAAAUUCAGGGUCAGUAGGGUGGCUCGCCAUUAAUAAUAAAUUAGCACGUCAAUCCCUGCUGAUUAUUGACGACUGUGAGAAUAAUGGAUAAAUAAUGGAUAAAUUUCCUUCUUCAGAAGCUGCCUGACCCGCUGAGUUCUUUGUAUUUUGCUCAAGAUACCAGCAGUUUAGUUUGGAGAUACAGCACGGAAACAGGCCCUUCGGCCCAUCGAGUCCGAGCUGACCAGUGAUCCCAGCACACUAGCACCAUCCUAUCCUACACACACACACACACACACACACACACACACACACACACACACACACACACACACACACACACACGACAAUUUUACAACUACACUAAGCCAAUUAACCUACAAACUUGCAGGUCUUUGGAGUGUGGAGGGAAACCAGAGCACC
Leucoraja erinaceus (little skate) is the source of this 5559-nucleotide messenger RNA. RefSeq names its product G protein-coupled receptor kinase 5-like. Gene Ontology annotation, biological process: regulation of signal transduction; protein phosphorylation; signal transduction. The transcript is spliced from 16 exons. Bases 339 to 2120 code for a protein of 593 amino acids. Gene Ontology annotation, cellular component: cytoplasm. Gene Ontology annotation, molecular function: G protein-coupled receptor kinase activity; ATP binding. NCBI's taxonomy places the organism in Eukaryota, Metazoa, Chordata, Chondrichthyes, Rajiformes, Rajidae. The record is from RefSeq and is a predicted model, not a curated record.